CCCCGUAUAACACUCCCUAUAAAGCAGUUAUGAUAUGAACAUGCCAGUCACACCCCGCCUCCGCUUGGCUCGGAUGCGGGGAAGUCGGGGAUAUUUUUAGCGAAUUUAUUGUCCUCCACGACUUCCUCUUCGAUUCUGCUACAGACAUAUGGCCUGAUCGCUUUAUUUCUCGCUCACUGAUUACUUCUCGACUACCUGCCCUCCAACCAGGAGUCUCGUCGAUGCCGCUCAAUCAUAAUCCCUGUUGUGUCCCCGCUGAGCUUUACGCUCCCCGGAUUAUAUAGUGCCAUGCGGAUUGGCAGAGGAUGUGAGCGUUGUCGGCAUCGCCAUAUUCGAUGCACCGUGCGAGCAGGCGCUUCGUCGUGUAAUGCCUGUGCUCGGCUGGAUCGGCCGUGUCGUCUAGAUCCGCGGUUUCGCUUCAAGACGGUGCGCCAUGUUUACCACAAAAGCCAUGGGACGCCGUCGCGGUUCGAGUUGGCUUGGGAUCCGGAGCAGGUCUGGGUGGAUUAUCCUCGGUCGUUGACGUUCAUCCAAGAACCCGCCGACGAAUCGUCAGAAUGGAGUGCCGAGUCCCCAGAGCCACGACCGGCAGAGGAGCCGGUUCCGCUACUUCCGUCCAGUUUUCCAGAGCCGAGUUUGGAAAUACUAGACUUGGCGCCAAUAGACAACACAGGUCUCGUGACACCACCAAUGGUGUCGGACGCCGGGCCAGCUGUCGUGUCGACCGCCAUUUCACCUCCCUCUGUCAAUGGAGUUGCAUCGCCACUCGCCUCGACUAAUUCCUGGGGAGGGACUUCAUCAUGGGAGUCGUAUAGUCCGAGGCCGAUCACUUCUGCCACCUUGUCGUCUAGAGAGGCGUAUUUGAUGCGGAUAUUCAUUUCCAAGAUUGCACCAUGGGCUGAUAUAUGUGACCUGCAAUCGCACUUCACGACCGAAGUCCCCCGGCGAGCCCUCCAGGUGCCCAUGGUCCUCAAGGCUGUGUUGUCUCUAGCCGCACGACACGAUGCGAUCAUGUCAGAGUCCAGCGACGUAGAAGCUUCCGAAUACCACGGGCAAUGUUUAGAACUGUUGAUCGCAGUACUCGCUCAGUCAGAAGGAUAUGACGACAAUCUCCUGAUCACCGUAGUGAUCCUGCGGUUCUACGAGGAACUGGAAAAAAGCAUAGACGAAAAGUGCCACCUCUUAGGAUCCAACCGGCUCCUCAACACCAUGUCCAAAUCCGCUUCAUCAGGCGGCCUGGCUGAAGCAGUCAGCUGGCAGUUUCUGCGACAGGCCAUCUAUGCCUCGGUCGUGCAGUAUCAACCGAUGUCGCUGGACUUGGAGAACUACGAGCAUUCAACCGUGUUCCAACGCAGUGACGACACAGCAUAUGCAAAUGUGAUCAUCUUUCUCUGCGCUCGUGUCAUCCAACUCUGUGCGCGAACAGACACAGAGGUCAUGGAUGAAUCAGCCUGGCAUCAGAUCGCCCGUGGCGUGGAGCAUUGGCACCGCGCAAGACCAAUCUCAUGGCAGCCACUGCGAUAUCAACCGGCUGAUCCAGCGGAGAACCGCCCAUUUCCAGAGCUCUGGAUGAUCUCGCCCCCAGCGGUAGUCGGACUGCAAUACUACCACGCAUCGUGCAUAUUCCUAACCUCGUCAGACGGACACUGGCAAACAAUCAGCGACUACGGACUCGCGCGACUGCGUCGACAAUCCGAGAAAACAAUCGCAUCGCAUCUGAUCAGGAUAAUCGGACUAGCACUGUCGAACGAAACAGUCGAAAAUGCAUUCUUCAUGGCGUGCCAUAUGGUACAUCGCUAUGGAUACUGUCUUCGGAACCCCGCCGAACAGCGCGGGUUGCUGAAGUUCCUGGCCCAUGUGGAAAAACGCGUUGGAUGGCGGACGGCAUGGAUGGUAGAGGAAUUGGAGCAGCAGUGGCAUGAAUUGUCAACGUUGGAUUCAUGGUAGCAUUCCUAUAGAGUACUUCAAUAGAGAUGGAGUGACAUAUGUAUAUGUAUUUUCCUUGAUGUAUAGAUCAAUCGAGCGGAGACAAACAAUGCUGCCUGUGCCAAAAAUAGACAUCCGGGAUGUUUAGCCGGCAUCAACAAAGUCUAAUAAAAUUUGACAGAGAC
Aspergillus glaucus CBS 516.65 is the source of this 2111-nucleotide messenger RNA. RefSeq lists its product as uncharacterized. The record is from RefSeq and is a predicted model, not a curated record. Gene Ontology annotation, molecular function: DNA-binding transcription factor activity, RNA polymerase II-specific; transcription cis-regulatory region binding; zinc ion binding. The coding region runs from base 289 to 1947 and encodes 552 amino acids. Gene Ontology annotation, cellular component: nucleus. Gene Ontology annotation, biological process: positive regulation of transcription by RNA polymerase II. The transcript is spliced from 4 exons. Lineage: Eukaryota; Fungi; Ascomycota; Eurotiomycetes; Eurotiales; Aspergillaceae.